Coccomyxa subellipsoidea C-169 is the source of this 1377-nucleotide messenger RNA. RefSeq names its product very-long-chain 3-ketoacyl-CoA synthase. The transcript has 8 exons. The coding region runs from base 1 to 1377 and encodes 458 amino acids. Gene Ontology annotation, molecular function: acyltransferase activity, transferring groups other than amino-acyl groups. The record is from RefSeq and is a predicted model, not a curated record. NCBI's taxonomy places the organism in Eukaryota, Viridiplantae, Chlorophyta, Trebouxiophyceae, Coccomyxaceae. Gene Ontology annotation, biological process: fatty acid biosynthetic process. Gene Ontology annotation, cellular component: membrane.
AUGUGCGCGCAGGUGCCGGCAGUCGCGGCAGUGCUGGCGGUGGUGUAUGGCAUCUGGAAUUUCCUGCGCUCGCGCCAGCGCGUGUUCCUGCUGGACUUUGCCUGCUACAAGCCGCCUGAGAACCUCAAGGUCGGCCUGGACGGCUUCAUGAAGGGCUCCAAGGACUCCGGGGCUUUCACUGAGGAGAGCCUGGAGUUCCAGAGGCGCAUCAGCCAGCGCAACGGUCUGGGUGAGGAGACGUACCUCCCCCCCGCGCUGCACAUGGACCCCCCCGUGGUCAACAUGGAGAAUGCGCGCGAGGAGGCGCGAAUGGUCCUCUUCGGCGCCGUCCAGGAGGUCUUCGACCGCACCGGCCUGACGCCGCGUGACAUCGACAUUCUGGUGGUCAACUGCUCGCUGUUCAACCCGACCCCCUCGCUGUCCGCGAUGGUGGUCAACCACUUCAAGAUGCGCGGCGACGUGAUCUCCUACAACCUGGCCGGCAUGGGCUGCUCUGCGGGCGUCAUCGCCAUCGGCCUGGCCGAGCGGCUGCUGCGCACCGAGCCGGGGAAAUACGCACUCGUGGUGUCCACCGAGAACAUCACCCAGAACUGGUACCUGGGCGACGACCGGUCGAUGCUGAUCCCCAACACGCUCUUCCGCAUGGGCGGCGCCGCGAUGGUGCUGACUAACCGCCUGUCCGAGCGCUGGCGCGCAAAGUACGAGCUGCAGCACGUCGUGCGCGUCCACCUAGGCGCCGACGACACCGCCUACGAGUGCGUGUACCAGCGGGAGGAUGAGAAGGGUGCGGUGGGGGUGGAGCUGAACCGCGACCUGGUCAAGGUGGCCGGCAAGGCGCUGGAGAAGAACAUGACGCGCAUGGGGCCGCUCGUGCUGCCGGUCACCGAGCAGCUGCGCUUCGCAGCCAAUUUUGCCGCGCGCAAGCUGCUGGGCCGCCGCCACCUCAAGCCCUACGUCCCCAACUUCACCAAGGCCUUUAACCACUUCUGCCUCCAUGCCGGCGGCAGGGGAGUGAUUGAGGGGCUGGGCGGCCAGCUGGGUCUGAGCAGGAAGCAAGUGGAGCCCUCCUUCAACUCCCUCUACUGGUACGGGAACACAUCUUCCGGCUCGCUCUGGUACGCGCUGUCCUACAUCGAGGCCGCGCAGUCCGUGAAAAAGGGCGAGGUCGUCUGGCAGGUCGGUUUUGGGUCGGGCUUCAAGUGCAACAGCGCUGUGUGGAAGGCGACGCGCCACAUCCACGACACGCGCCACGCAGCCUGGGCGCACCUGAAGAACGGCAACCUCGAAAAGGCCUGGCAGUAUGUCCAGGUGAGCACCCCCUGCAACCCGCCUGCUUGCUGUCCUUGUUUUUUCCCCUUGCUGAUGAGGCAGGCAUGA